CUUAAAUGUGACUACUACGUAUAUAAUUGCAUUUACAUGUGUAAACAAAGUAUAUAAUUGCACUUACAUGUAAAAUAUUCUUUGCAUUUACAUGUGUAAACAAAGUAUAUAUAAUUGCAUAUUUUAUCGAAUGUGUAGUGCUUUUCGGAGUUACAAGAGACUAGGUGGACAAUCUAAGGGAACUAAAUUAACAUGGAUUCCAGCACAGUGUGCUCAACAACCGGGAUCACUAGAUUGUGGCUACUACGUCAUGCGUUUUAUGUACGACAUAAUAAUGAAUCAUGGUAAUAGUCAAGAUCUUACUAAGGAUUUUUCAAGAACAUUGCCUUAUUCAGCGGAGGAGAUUAAUGAGGUGAAAGAUUUUUGGGCAGAUUACUUCAUGAACAAUGUCGAAUUUUUAGCUUAAUUUGUAAUAUGAACUUGAUCUCUAGCUAGCUACGUACCUUUGUUGUAAUAAUUUUAUGUUUGUUGUAACAUGUUGGUUGAUCGAUCUAUGACGAAUUUAAUUGCCUUUUAUUGGGAACGUUAAUUACGUUGUAAACUUUUGUGACAGGUAUUAAUUAUAAAUGUAUUCCCGGUAUUGGGAAUGAA
Molecule: messenger RNA, 591 nt
Organism: Spinacia oleracea (spinach)
Lineage: Eukaryota; Viridiplantae; Streptophyta; Magnoliopsida; Caryophyllales; Amaranthaceae
Exons: 3
Coding region: 92-406 (104 amino acids)
Source: RefSeq, a predicted model, not a curated record